CGUUCAUCGCGUCAUUAAUGUUAGCGUCCAUGAAGCGGUGUGUAGACUAUCAUAACAUGUCCCAACAAUCACUCCAUUUUCCUUUGUGAUACUUAGAUAUCAGAAGAUGAACAUCCAACGCCUUGGCUCCAUGAGCUGUCUAUUCCUCCACGAAUUGACUCUUGGCGGAAGCUAUUGAGGGAGCGGCGUCGGCGCGUCAGGCACCUGGAUGAGAAAGCCAGAACAUUUCCCAUCGCCUUCUGUCGUCACACCUUUGUCUUGAGACGUGCUGAGUAACUGAUCAAGGGUCGUAGUUGGUCGUAGUAAGCAGAGACCAAUUCCGUUACCAGAAACGUAGCUAUAACGUCAGAUGGCAAUGAUUCUACGGCAGAAAACAUUCGCAGUGGUGCUUGCUCGUAUGAUGAGGACCGCAUCAGUCAUACCUUCUCAGGACCUUCAAGCAGCUGCAGCGAAUGCCAGAACUCUGAGCUAUUUGCUGAAUCAUCCGCCACCUCGACCACGUCGCUUUGAUAUGUUCGACCACAUGUGCUGAUUCAGGGGCACCCCCAAUCGAAGUCCUUCUCCAGUAUAUAAGCCGCAUCGAGGAUGGGAUGCCCAGCACACCCCCCAACAACCACUUGACCACUCGCAGGCCCAUCUUUCUUAGACAUGUCUCUUCCCAAGACCAUUCGUGAAUACCGUUCGAACGGCGAAGGCUACCAGAACCUGAUGCUUGUCGAGUCCCUUCUCGAGCUUCCCAAGUCAACAGAAGUGCUCGUAAAGAUCCAUGCUGUAUCCUUGCAGUAUCGUGAUCUCUUAGUCGCUAGUGGGCAUUACCGCGGUAUCAAGCCCAACGUCGUCGUUGGCUCCGAUAUGGCAGGCAAGAUCGUGAUUGCGGGCGCAGAAGUCAAGGGCUGGAAGGCUGGCGAUCGCGUCUGCGCGAACUUCUCGCUCGACCAUCUCGACGGCGACACCACUGCGGAGAUCUUCGCUACGAGUCUCGGUGGCCCCGUUGAUGGAGUGCUGAGGGAAUACAUGAACGUUCCCUCGCAUUCGCUGGUACACAUCCCGGAACACCUCUCGUACGAGGAGGGAUCGACGCUUCCCUGCGCAGCGCUGACGGCAUACAACGCUCUCAAUGGGCCCAAGCCCAUCAAAGGAGGCGACACCGUCCUUAUCCUUGGCACUGGCGGUGUUUCCAUUUUCGGUCUUCAGAUCGCCCUCGCCUCGGGCGCAGAGGUCAUCGUGACUUCUUCGUCUGACGAGAAGCUGAAGGUAGCUCAACAAAUUGGAGCGCACCAUAUCAUCAACUAUACAACGACCCCAAACUGGGAUCAAGAGGUGUUAAAGAUUACUGGCGGCCGCGGCGUCGACCAUACCAUCGAAGUCGGUGGCCCCGGGACUAUCACAAAAUCAUCCAAUGCGACGCGGAUGGUUGGAUAUAUCCACGUCGUAGGCCGUGUUGCGGAGGGCGACAGCGGGGUAUCCACCCUUGAAAUAACCAAGAAAGCGCAUAUUUAUCGCGGCGUCCUAAUUGGCUCGGUGGCACAGUUCAACGCCAUGAACCGUUUGUUCAAGGCGAGGAACAUCAAACCAGUCAUAGACAAGGUCUUCUCGUUUGAACAGGCCAUUGACGCGUAUGCGCAUCUUGAGUCUCAGAAGCACGUCGGGAAGGUUGUGAUCAAGGUCUCAAAAGUCUGAUCCGCUCAUCCAGCGGGAAGAGAGGAUCUAGACGAAGACGAUCACUUCUGAAUUUUGUAACCUAUAGCCUGGACAAGAAAUGACGAAGGUGUUGAAACCAUCUAACCCCC
Molecule: messenger RNA, 1790 nt
Organism: Coniophora puteana RWD-64-598 SS2
Lineage: Eukaryota; Fungi; Basidiomycota; Agaricomycetes; Boletales; Coniophoraceae
Product: NAD(P)-binding protein
Exons: 12
Coding region: 649-1680 (343 amino acids)
Molecular function (GO): oxidoreductase activity
Source: RefSeq, a predicted model, not a curated record